Messenger RNA from Polypterus senegalus (gray bichir), 1586 nucleotides. RefSeq names its product acidic (leucine-rich) nuclear phosphoprotein 32 family, member B (gene anp32b). The record is from RefSeq and is a predicted model, not a curated record. Lineage: Eukaryota; Metazoa; Chordata; Cladistia; Polypteriformes; Polypteridae. Gene Ontology annotation, biological process: regulation of apoptotic process. Bases 297 to 1076 code for a protein of 259 amino acids. Gene Ontology annotation, cellular component: nucleus. Gene Ontology annotation, molecular function: histone binding. The transcript is spliced from 7 exons.
CAACAGGUCAGUGACUCUGCAUUGCCUGUUUAACUGCAGUGGGCGCUGUUGGCCAGGGGAGGCAGUGUUGAGCACCUAUUUCUUUCAGGCCCAUUUCCCUCCAUGGUUUCUCUUCUCCCCGAGUAACUUGGCGUUUGGCUCAUACUUCAUUAUACAGAGGUCCCAUAUUCUCCCUCCAUUGGGGAAUAUCUCUCUCCAUUUUUUUUUGGAUUGAAUUAAAAAAAAAUAAAUAAACCCAACGAAGCCCCCCCGGGCCAAAGCUCUCCAAAAAAAAAAAAAAACUUUUCAAGGGGAAGAUGGACAUGAAAAAGAGGAUCCACUUAGAGCUGAGGAACAGGACCCCGUCAGACGUGCGAGAGCUGGUCCUUGACAACUGUAGAUCAAAUGAUGGCAAAAUUGAAGGCCUGACAUCCGAGUUUGUCAACCUUGAAUUUCUCAGUUUAAUAAAUGUUGGCCUCACAUCAGUUUCAGAUCUUCCCAAACUUGCACAGCUGAAAAAGCUGGAACUGAGUGAUAAUAAAAUUUCUGGAGGUCUUGAUGUGCUAGCAGAAAAUCUUUCUAACCUUACGCAUCUAAAUCUCAGUGGAAACAAACUGAGAGACAUCAGUACGCUGGAACCUUUGAAAAAGCUAGACAAUCUGAAGAGCCUGGACCUGUUCAACUGUGAAGUGACAAACCUUAAUGACUACAGAGAGAGUGUCUUUAAACUUCUGCCUCAUCUCACAUAUUUGGAUGGAUAUGACAUUGAAGACAAAGAAGCAUCUGAUUCAGAAGGAGAGGUUGAUGGGGAUGGAGUAGAUGACGAUGAUGAGGAAGGUGAGGAUGAGGAGGACGAGGAUGAUGAGGAAGAUGGUGAAGAGGAGGAUUUUGAUGAAGAUGAUGAUGAUGAUGAUGAAGAUGAAGAAGAAGUAGGAGAGGAUGAUGAAGGCAUUAGUGGAGAGGAAGAGGAUGGAGAGGUUGAUGAGGAAGAUGAUGAUGAGGAAGAUGAAGAUGAUGAAGAUGAGGAGGAGCCUGCUGGCAAAGGUGAAAAGAGGAAGCGAGUUCCAGAGGAUGAAGAUGAGGAAGAUGACGAUUAAAGGAAUUAUGCCCGUUUGACCUCCUUUUGUUCCCUUGAUCAGCCUCUCAGCCCCCAGAGAAGCCCUUUAAAAGAAAUACAUUUAAGGACUGGCUGCUGUUGGUUGCACUGACCCUUUUGGAUACACAGCUGUGGAGCUUGUUGCAAAAGUGCAUUUGCGGUGUGGUGCCAGUCCUGGUGGCACCCACGAGUUGUGACAAUUCAACAUUCCACAUUUCUACUGUCAGUUUCUACCGUGCAGAACUUUCAAGAGGACUUUUGGUAUUCCGAAUGGGUCAGAACUUUUAAAUCGAGUUGGGGGGUGGCGGGUCCUUUAGAGGUUUUUUUUGUUUGUUUCCUUUUUUCCCUCCUUUUUUGAGUAAGAUUAUUGCUAUAGCAAUGAAAAGAACAGAUGCUGUAAUUGGUUUGCCAUUUUCUUAAAAAAGGCUACCUAUUACACAAAGAUGGUUGUAGCAACAUUUUUACUUUCUGUAAACCUGAAAUGCUUUGUAAAUAAAAUCUUAACAUUUUG